UCAAUGUGUGAUACCUAUAACAUGUUAAUUCCUCAUAUCGUGGCCGUAGUUGCAGCACUUUGUACUUGCAAUGGAGAAUUACUGGCAAUACAACAAUAUAAAUUGGAUAUAAUAAACGUCCAAACAAGCGCAGUUCUGUUUGACUAUAUCGUUGCUAAAAUUAAUGACACGGUAGAUGAGGAGAAAAAUCUUACACAAUCAUGUGACACCAAAGUAAACCAAACUUUAAAGUCAUGCGAUGAAUGUUUACGAAAUGGUUGUGAACAGGUGCCAGAAAUAUCUAGACCUGACUCGGAACAUUUGCUGAGACCAAACCCAGAAAUGUUCCCGCUAAUGAUCAACACACCUAUUCCAGAUAUAGCUAAAUUAAUCAAGGAAAUUGGUAAAAGAGUUGGACAUGAAGCUGCUAGAUUUGGAAAGAAAAUAGGAAAGGUUUUACAAAAACUAGGUGGAGGAGUCGGACGUACCAUAAGAAAGGUUGGAGGAGUUCUAAAAAAAGUUAGAGGUGGGAUUAAGAAAAUUGGAUCUAAAGUAGGAAGUCAUGUUAAAAGAUUAGGAAAGGGUGUCGCGAGAGUCGGCAAUCAUAUUGGACAAGGUGUUGGUAGAAUCGGCAAGCAUAUUGGAAAAAGUGUAGGCAGAAUCAGCAAGAAUAUUGUACGAGGUGUUGGCUCAAUCGGAAAAAAUAUUGGACGAAGGGUUGGCAGUAUCGGAAAGAAUAUUGGACGAGGCGUUGGCAGAAUCGGUAAGAAUAUUGGACAAGGCGUUGGUAGAAUUGGAAAAAAUAUUGCACGAGGUGUUGGCAGAUUUGGCAAGAAUAUUGGACGAGGUGUAGGAAGAUUGGGCAAGAAAGUUGGACACGGUAUUAAGAAUACUGGCAAGAAGAUUUGGAGUGGAUUUAAAAAAAUAUUUGGAAAACGAUCCACACGACAUUUAAUUGCGAAGCGUUGUUUUCACAGUUGUACAGUUUGUGAUGAACUUACUAAGAACACUGACGAACAAAUAGUUAGAAACAUAUGUGGAUCAGAUUUUGUUUCAAGACAGCAACACAUAUUUGACAAAGUGGGAGGUUUAGAGGACACAUACAACUACAUUGUUGAUCAACCUGUAGUUACAAAGGUGGAAUAUGAAACAAGCAGUCUUAUUGUUGCUGGCGGGAAAAUGGCAUUCAAGAAAUCCUUUGUAACAUUUCAAACGGACAAAAUUAAGAAACGAUUUCAACUAUCCGGAAUAUUUGAAUUCUCUAACAUAGAAGACAUGGCCAUAAACAUUUCAAAAGAAAUAUUAGCUAAAAUGCUUUAGAGAUAUCAUUUAGACCAAUGAGUCAAUAAAUAGUAAUAUAAAAAUACAAACUGUGCAAUAAAAUGACAAUUUGACUUCAUCAAUACAAUUGUGUGUGAUAUUUUAAUAUAUACUUGUUAAAAUUGUAAGUGCGUUAUUUUGUUA
This is a messenger RNA of Mytilus trossulus (common blue mussel), 1443 nucleotides long. RefSeq lists its product as uncharacterized. The record is from RefSeq and is a predicted model, not a curated record. NCBI's taxonomy places the organism in Eukaryota, Metazoa, Mollusca, Bivalvia, Mytilida, Mytilidae. Bases 4 to 1299 code for a protein of 431 amino acids. The transcript has 6 exons.